Peromyscus californicus insignis is the source of this 567-nucleotide messenger RNA. RefSeq names its product protein RoBo-1-like. The coding region runs from base 1 to 567 and encodes 188 amino acids. The record is from RefSeq and is a predicted model, not a curated record. The transcript is spliced from 5 exons. Lineage: Eukaryota; Metazoa; Chordata; Mammalia; Rodentia; Cricetidae.
AUGGCCUGGUCCUGCAGCCUGAAGAGCCUCCUCACAGUCUUUGUCUUUACCAUCUUCGCUGUCCCCAUCAGCUCUGCGGGAAAUAUCAACUACAAGGCAACACUGGGGGACCAACAGACAUUUAGAUAUAACCAGCAAUGCUGUAACACUGCUAAGUGUGACCAAGAGAGCACACAAUUAUCUCUGCCACCUGCAGAAGCCAACGGUGUUCAAUGUCUCUCCUACUAUAUGGAAUCAGGUGUGCUGAAUAUCCCAACUCUCCUGAGCUGCACAGGAAAUGAGACAAAGUGUGGUUUGGUUAUCGGCACAGUAGUGGGAAGCAGCAACCCCUUUUCCUUGGUGAUGGCCGGAAUGGGCUGUGCGACAGAAAGUGCCUGCAACCUGACUGUGACUGUCCUCAACCAGACAAACAUCCGCACCUUCUGCUCCGAUGAGUUCGUUGUAUCUCCAAGCCGGCCAUCAGUUCCGGAUAGCACGGACAGUGCGGGCAGCAUGGGCUUUCGACCUACAGCCAUCUCAACAGUACCAAUUCUGAUUACUCUCCUCCUACUGAAAGUCUUGUUUUGA